AUGUCCGGCCGGAGCGCCUAUGUGCGCAAGAAGAUCACCCAGACCGAGAAGGACAAGGCGAGAGCAGCCGCGAAUCUCGGCCCUGGAGGAGGAGGAGUAGACCCGAACGACUAUGCCAUCCCUGACUUUCCUCUGCCCCAGACCGGCGCUUCACUGCCCGUUGGCACCGGCAUCGGAACCACCAACGCCCGCUUCCUCAAGUUCUCGGAGCCGCCCCGCGAUGUCAAGGUCGGCACCCCCAGCAUCGGUAGCGGCAGCGGGAGCAGCGAAGGUGGCCGCCGGGACGGAGCUGCCGGCCCCUUGGACGACUUCGCCUACGCGAGGGCAAGGAGACCCACCAUUAAGACAGAGGAUGUCUCCGGCAUCGAGAAGUCUGGCCUGAGGAGCAGGCUGGACAAGAAGAGUGAGGAUGUGAGGCGAGGGCUCGCCAAUACCUUCACUUUCAAGCGCAAGAACAAGGAGCCUGAAUUCCGUCCCGAGUCUGUCGCCACUGUGAGGCCAGGCCAACACCAUGGCUCUGCACCCCUUUCACCCACCGAGCCCGAGUACACAUAUGAGCAGUUUAACAUGGAUACCAUGCAACAGAUGCAGCUGCAAAUGCACAUGCAACAACAACAUCAGCAGCAACAGCAACAACAACAGCAACAGAUGCGAUAUCAGGAAAUGGACCUGCCCAUGUCACCACCCCCAGCCUCGAAACUGCCACCCGUGCCGACCACGCCAGCCAUCAAGCGAUGGAUUGGUGCCGGGAGACCAAUCCAAAGAUGGAACAAGCUUCGCAAAGACCCGGAGCUCUGGGACCCCAAUGGAGAUGUCUUGGUCUUCUUCGGGCACAAGGGACAAAACCCGAGGCCGAACCCUUCUUUCAGGCUGUCGUCCCACAUCAUUGAGGCAACUGAGUCGAGGUAUCUCAUCACACUCCUUCGAGAAGGCACCACGGAGGAGGACAUUUACAUGCCGCCAUCACCGCAAGGAGCACCUCCCAUGCUGCGGCCACACAUGGGUCGUGGUCAGCCGACACCACCAAUCUCUGAAGAUCUUGGAGAGGCCGACGGCCAGAUCUCCUACGAGAUGUACUUCCCUACGCCGGCGAACAUGACCAAGGUGGAGCAGGUCCGAAGCCAGAUUACGACAAGGAAUGUGUUUGCUCUGCUUUACCAUGCAUCCCUCGUCGGGUUGUCCUUGUACCAGGCCCUGUCAGAUCUUCACAUGCGACUCGACGCGUACCUACCACCAGACUCAGACAACGUCGGCAUGAUUCUCAACUACCUGUCUGCUCGAGGCAUCGACGAUGUUCGCAAUGACCCAGAAACGGCAGUGAGCUUGCUGGCAUGGUCGGAAGGCCAGGCAGUGAGGUGGGAGGAAGGCUGGCGGGAGAGCUUCCUGCACUGCGCUGGCAUGUACAGCCAGCUGGAGCAGUGCGCUGAUUUCAAGGAGCUCACGCCCAUUACUAGGGCGCUACUCGAGCGUGCUUGCCUCGAGACACAACUUCGAGUGCAAGCCGCCGAAGAGCGUCUUGCAGAGUUCCAAUACGGCGACAUGUGGCCAGCGGGUGUCAAUGGCCCGUCCAAGGCAGCGGCAGACCGCCUGCAAAAGUUCUUCCUCAGCCACUACUCACGAGCCCACGGAUGCUGGCCGCCAGCAUCGACAGCAGGUCUACCGGACUCGGAAGGAGAAGACAUGUGGCUCACAAGGAACGUCGCACAGUUGCUCCAGAAGGACUUCGGUGCCCUAUACGACUACCUCGUCAACCGUGACAUUACUUGGGACAUGUCCGAGGCUCGCUCGGGGCGAAAGUGGAUGAUGCAGAGCGAUAAGGACAAAGGGUUCGAUGCCGACAUUGACAUUCCCAUGACGGACAUGCUCGUUGAAUACGAUAAUAAGCUGCGCUGCCCGCACAUCCCGCACCCGUACCCUCUUGUCCCGGAGUCAAUCACUCCGGCUCCCAGCCCCAAGGACUCAUCAAUGUUCAAGAAGAAGAACGCCCCCACAAACAAUAGAGGCGGUGCGCUGGAACGACGAGUGCAAUUGGCAUACACGGAGGCGACCAAUAUUUACAUCCUGGGAUCGGACUUUACACAAUCCGACCUCAUCGACGCAUUCGUCAAGUUUGAAAAGAGCGACAGCAUCACCGAGGUGGACCCCGCAGUAGCCAGACGGGGCCGUUGGGUGUUGAUUUAUGGCAUCCUCCAGACCCUGGCUAGUGUUUCGGUGGACGCCCCCAAUGUUCGGUACCGAGACGACGUCCCUUACCACCUGUCCCCGCGCCUAAAAGGAACCAGAGUGCCGCCUUGGAAGGGAUCAAGCACACCGGACGAGGCGUCGCAUGAGCUGUCGCAUUGCUGGGUUGUGCAGAAUACGUGGAACAACCAGAACAGCAGCGGUGCAGAGAGCUCCGAAGGGGACUCGGGCAACACCAGCCCCAUCCAAGGUGUCGGUCGGCCCUUUGCCUACACGCGGGCUCCAGCGUCUACGACGUCGCGGGGCUCCGGAUACCAGACCCCGGCGGCCCGGUCCGUCCACUCGGCAGGGUCUGCACCGCCUUUUAGCUCUGCGUACAGCGUGGUCAGUGAGAGCGACACGAACAGCAGCAUUCGCACCCCGGCCUCCCACCGCCCCGCGGCCAACCUCCGCCGAGCGCAGUCCCGGGACAACGCCAAGACGCUCGGCGGCGGGCCGGGCAGCAUGCGCAGUGGCAGCACCUUCGCCAUGGAUCGUGGCGAGGGCAUUGAGCUGCCGGUUCGCCGACGAGACUUUAGCGCGGCGAACGAUGGGAACAGUUCUCACGGUGGAUAUGCGCGGUCGAACACGUCGAGCCAUGCUCACCUGCCCCUCUCUGGUAGCAUUACUGGGUCGGGAGGGUUCCUUGUGCUCGACGACAUGGUAGAGUCGAGAAGCUCGAGGAGUGGCGGAUAUGGCCGACAGGCGCAGCGGGAGAGUGUCGAGACGGACAGCAUGUCACCGCGGAUCCGGGACUUUGACCUGGACGUAAUCGAUGACCACGAGCCGUGA
This is a messenger RNA of Colletotrichum aenigma, 3012 nucleotides long. RefSeq lists its product as uncharacterized. The coding region runs from base 1 to 3012 and encodes 1003 amino acids. NCBI's taxonomy places the organism in Eukaryota, Fungi, Ascomycota, Sordariomycetes, Glomerellales, Glomerellaceae. The transcript has a single exon. The record is from RefSeq and is a predicted model, not a curated record.